AUGGACCAUACAAACCAACCUGCUGUCUUCAACGUCCCGGCCCUUGACCUUGACGAUGCCUUCUCAGACAGUGACGACGUCGACGUUUCUUUCGAAUUCUCUCCGGAUGUAAUCAGGGAAGAAAUGGUCCGAACCAGGUCUAAUGGAGAUUUCAUCCAGGACGAGGACGAAGAACCACAGAAUAUAUCCAAAGGAUACUUCCAUGCACAUGAUACGUCUGUGUCUACCCUGGAUAUGAAUAAUGACGGUGCUCCUCCAUCAGUGCCGCCCACAUCGUCUCCCUCGAUCUCUCCGGAUACCUCUCCUCAGUUUGUGUCAAUAUCGCUGUCGCGUUCUACUUCUGGUGCCGAGGUCAACGACGAUGGAGAGGUGCAUGAAGAGGUGCCUGAACACCAAGAGGUGGCGACGGAAGAAGAGACUUCGACCUAUCCAAAUGUCCAGAUAGACGUGUCCCAGCCUCCCUCUCACAGAGUGACGCUUUCCGUCGACUCUACUCAUUCUCGCGCUUCCACUGAGAUUCAAACGCUUCACUGCGAUUCCCAAUCUCCUCGACCUUCUUCUGACAUGUCACCUCCUCAUUCCGCUGCCUCUGCGCAGUCGUUGCCUGUAUCGGUGCCGGAGCGAGGCGAUGCACUUUCGACAUCGACUUCAUCAUCGUCUGUUUCAGCAUCAGGUGCCAUUGCGGCGUCGUCGUCGUUACCCAACACCCAGUCUUCCCACAUUGCACCGCCUCAAACAUCAAAUGGCCACAGACAGACUCGGUCCGCCGGACCUAGCAUAUUGGAAAAGGUCAUGAGCAAGACAAGGCCUUCAUUUUUGCCUCCAAAAAGCCGCCAGGAAGAUAAAAAGCAUAUGUCAGAUUGGCAGUCUAUGAUGAAGCAGAGCCGUGCCGCAGCUGAGAAGCGGAGAAAGGCUCUUGAAGAUCGUCGGAUUGUUCGUGAAAGGAAGAUAGAUGAAUCUAUACAUCUAUGGGAAAGAGACAUCAUACCCGAUUGGCGAGUUGUCAACAAGAAUCCCGCUCUUCGAAGGAUGUGGUGGCAAGGUAUACCUUCAAAACUACGCGCGUCCAUGUGGGAACGCGCCGUUGGCAAUCCCUUGGCAUUAAAUAAAGAUAAUUAUCGCGUUUGCCUAUCGCGCGCCAAAAGGGCUCUCACAAGUGGGACGUUCCCUCAGGCAACGCUCGAACUCAUAGAAAAAGAUAUCUCUACUACGCUUCCUGCGCUUCAUAUUUUCCAUCACGAGAAGGGGCCCAUGUAUGCUGAUUUAAAAGAUAUGCUUUUUGCCUGGGUUGUCUCGCGAACAGAUGAAGGAUUGGGAUAUACCCUAGGUGCGGCGAGAAUUGCUGCGAUGCUGUUGAUCAACGUACCUCUCCCGCAGGCCUUCGUGGUCAUGCGUAAUCUAUUGGAGCGCCAUUGUAUGCGAAGCUUUUUCGGGGGGGAUGGCGCCAGAGAGGAUGUCGAGGCUUAUUAUAGAAUAUUCGAUACCCUACUUGCGGAUGGAAUGCCGAAAAUCUACUUUAACUUUAAACAACAUCAAAUAUCACCUGCAUCGUAUCUCCCCGACUGGCUUAUACCGCUGUUUCUCGACCACCUACCAUUCGAAUCUUGCGCACGCGUAUGGGACGUAUUGAUCCUUGAGGGAGACUCGUUCUUGUAUCGCGCUGCCUUGGGCAUUCUCGCUGUCCUUGAGUCGCGGUUAUUUUUCCCCGACAAAAAGGAGCUUUUAGAACUUCUCAAGGGAGAAAACAAAGCUGCCAUUGAUGUAGCCACGCGGGAAGGGCAGAAACUUGAUGGGGGGAAAUAUGAAAUAUACGGAGUGGAUGAAGAAACCCUUUGGGACCGGAUUGACAGCAUGGAUGAUUGGUGGAAGGAGAGUACCUGGACUCGUUUGAUACAGCGUGAACUGCCAGAUUUGUGA
Molecule: messenger RNA, 1917 nt
Organism: Desarmillaria tabescens
Lineage: Eukaryota; Fungi; Basidiomycota; Agaricomycetes; Agaricales; Physalacriaceae
Product: rab-GTPase-TBC domain-containing protein
Exons: 7
Coding region: 1-1917 (638 amino acids)
Source: RefSeq, a predicted model, not a curated record